GAUAGGGAAAUAUGUUGCAUGUGAAAGAAAAGUUAUCAUUUAAAAACAAGUGAUUCAUACAAAGAUGAAACACACGUUAAACUUUACAAAUAUUUGUUCUAGUUCUAAAAAUAUAAUUAUUUCGGAACCGUUUGGAAUAUAACAUGGAUCAGUGCACUUCAGAAAAGGACACAUAAAAACAGUGAAAACAAUAAUGCAAGGGCCAGAUAAAGAACGUAAGCGGAGCUUGCAAAGUGACCGGAAUUCACACGCAACGAGUAUUGAUGUAAAAACUUUAACAGAGACUGGCAAUAAUAUCGGUAAUGGUCACAACCCAGGAAAGAGAAAUUCUACGGCGAUUGGAAGUGGAGUUGCUGCCAGAUACCGGCGGUAUUCUUUAGCUUCUUUACAAGGCUGGGCUUCUCCUUUAUCAGUAACCAGUUCCAUUUCCGAGAGUCCAUUUGAAGAUGAGAAUGGUGAUAACAACACUGAAGUUGAGUUUGAAGAGGAAUGUCCUAUACUGUACAAGAUUAAUGAUUCACCACCAAUAUAUUUGACACUUUUCUUCGCGUUUCAGCAAAGUCUUAUCUCUAUUGUUGGGUCCAUCGUUCUCCCACUUUUGGUUGCGGAAGCCGCAUGUGCACUUGAAGACGGGGUGUUUAUAAGAAAACUCGUUAGUUCAACAUUCAUGCUGUCUGGUGUAACAACAUUCCUACAGGUCAUGUUUGGAAUCCGGCUACCUGUAUAUCAAGGACCAUCUGGUUCAUAUGCUGUACCAAUUAUAGCUUUAAAUAAGAUGGACGCGAGCAGGUGUGACGUAAAUGCAAUGUUUCCAGGAGUUCUGAAUUCAACAUCAAACAAUAUCACCGAAGCGGAUCUCCAAGAACAAUUAAUUGAUAUACGUGUCAGAGAGAUGAUGGGACCACUCAUCCUUGCAGGAUUUCUACAUUUUCUGAUUGGUGCUACGGGGCUUGUUGGCUUGUUACUUCGCUUUGUAGGCCCGAUAACAAUUGUGCCGACUAUUCUCCUCAUAGGUUUAUAUAUCGUAAAACCGGCGAUGGAGUAUACACAGGUCCAUUGGGGAAUUUCUUUUAUGACUUGGGGGAUAGGCGUGGUUCUUUCAAUGUAUCUAGGGCACAAACCAAUGAUUAUCCCGGCUUGGACUAGAAAGAAAGGAUUUCAUACUAUACGAUAUCCCCUUCAUCAAGUAUUUGCUAUUCUGAUUUCAAUAAUAAUUGGAUGGGCUGUAUGCGGCAUCAUGACGGCAGCUGGAGCAUUUCCAACCGAUAAAACUAACAUACAAUACAAAGCUCGAACAGACGCUCGUGCAGACAUAAUAACUAAUUCGGAAUGGUUCUAUCUUCCUCACCCAGGACAAUUUGGUAGUCCCCUGUUCAGCGUCAGUGCUAUAGUGGGGUUCCUCAUUGCUACACUCACUUCCAUUCUUGAUUCUAUUGGCGAUUAUUACGCCACUGCAGCUAUAUGUAGAGUUCCACCACCACCAAGCCACGCUGUUAACAGGGGAAUAGCAGUGGAAGGUUUUUGUAGCAUGAUUUCUGGACUGUUUGGUGUAGGUCAUGCCACUACAACAUAUGGUGGUAACAUUGGCGCUAUUGGAAUGACAAAGGUAGCCAGCCGCCAUGUGUUUAUUGCAAUGUCUGUGAUUUAUGUUGUGUUGGGAAUCCUUGCCAAAGUAUCAGCGGUGUUUAUCAGUAUACCAUACCCCGUUCUUGGAGGAGUUAUUAUCACUAUAAUUGGUGUGUUUGUUGGCGUGAACCUAUCCAACCUACAAGUUAUAGAUCUUUCAUCUACCAGGAAUUUGUCUAUUAUUGGUACAGCCGUGUUUGUGGUUCUACUGGUUCUCGACCUGGAUGCCGAGAAAAAUCUCAGUCCUGCAAUUGAUACAUUUUCUUUCGUUGUGUCAAAUGGCGACUUUCCAGCUUUACUAGUUGAGGAAUUAGGACACUAUUCUUUGGUUGUGUCAAAUGGCGACUUUCCAGCUUUACAAGUUGAGGAAUUAGGACACUAUUCUUUGGUUGUGUCAAAUGGCGACUUUCCAGCUUUACUAGUUGAGGAAUUAGGACACUAUUCUUUGGUUGGGUCAUAUGACGACUGUCCACCUUUACUAGUGGAGGAAAACCUAAAAUGCCCCUCCGUGCAUUAUUAA
This is a messenger RNA of Ruditapes philippinarum (Manila clam), 2146 nucleotides long. Its product is annotated as solute carrier family 23 member 1-like. Gene Ontology annotation, cellular component: membrane. Gene Ontology annotation, molecular function: transmembrane transporter activity. The record is from RefSeq and is a predicted model, not a curated record. Lineage: Eukaryota; Metazoa; Mollusca; Bivalvia; Venerida; Veneridae. Bases 194 to 2146 code for a protein of 650 amino acids. The transcript has 12 exons. Gene Ontology annotation, biological process: transmembrane transport.